AAUGGAAGAGAGAAUAGUUAUUGAAAAUAAAUAUGAAUAUUGGAAACAUUAGAGAUUAGUGAUAGCAGCAUUUACAGAAAUAUAUUUAGGGAAAAAUAUAUCAACACAAGAAGAUUUAGCAUUUAAAAUUAUCAAAAAAUCUAAUUAUAAGUAAAAUGUUAUUCUAUUAACUAAGUGAGGCAAUAUAUUAAUUUACUAAGAAGUAAGGGAAAAUACUUAUGGUAUUAGCAGAAGCUUCUAAAAUAGAUAUUUGCCCAUUUAUCGUUAAAAUUUAGGAAUGUUUAGAAUUAUCAAAUAAUCUUAUAUAUAUAGUGAUGGAAUAUUGUAAUUAAGGUUCUUUAAGUAAUUAUAUAUAAAAAGAAAAAUAACUCUAAGAAAAUGAAGCCUUAUACAUAAUGUAUUAAUUAUUAUAAGCACUUGUUUUAAUGGCUAAAAAUAAUAUUGUUCAUAGAAAUAUUAAACCUCAAAAUAUUUUUAUAAAGGAUGGAGUUUAUAAAUUAGGAGGUUUUGGAAUGGCUGAAUAAAAUUCAAAGUAUGAAAUUAAGGCAGGAACUUUACUAUAUAUGGCUCCUGAAAUUUUUACAGAUGACUCAUAUGAUUAAAAAGUAGAUGUUUGGUCCUUAGGAUUGGUUAUACAUGAAAUACUUUUUGGAGAAUUAUAUUUUUAAGGAAUAAACAAAGAAAAUAUCCAAUUGAAUAUUUUAACUAAGUAAUAUGAUUUGGAUGGUAAAAAAUAUGCAAUUUCAAAUGAAUUUAAGGAUUUGUUGAGAUAGAUGAUUCACAAAGAUCCUAAAUAAGUAAAUUAUCAUAAUGUAUUAUUUUAGAGAUUAACAGCAGAAGAUGCACUUAAAUUUGAGAUAUUUAAUUAAUUUAGAACAGAUCCAAGAUAUAUUAAAAUUAUGGAGAAUGAGAAAUUAUUUGAAGCAGAUAGAUUAUAAAAAUAUAAUUAAUAAAACUAAAUUGAGGAAGAUUAGAUAUAAAAAUAAUGA
Molecule: messenger RNA, 989 nt
Organism: Paramecium pentaurelia
Lineage: Eukaryota; Ciliophora; Oligohymenophorea; Peniculida; Parameciidae
Source: the annotation of a GenBank genome assembly